Necator americanus (New World hookworm) is the source of this 354-nucleotide messenger RNA. RefSeq lists its product as uncharacterized. Gene Ontology annotation, molecular function: protein heterodimerization activity. The record is from RefSeq and is a predicted model, not a curated record. NCBI's taxonomy places the organism in Eukaryota, Metazoa, Nematoda, Chromadorea, Rhabditida, Ancylostomatidae. The transcript has a single exon. Gene Ontology annotation, cellular component: CHRAC; nucleus. Gene Ontology annotation, biological process: DNA-templated DNA replication. The coding region runs from base 1 to 354 and encodes 117 amino acids.
AUGGAUUCAACAGAACAAACUUGUAAUCGUGAGCUGCAGCUAGACGAACCUGGCGGAGACGAUGCGGGUCAAACAACACUUCCCUUAUCGCGGGUGAAAACCAUCAUUGCGACCGUCCCCGAUGCCUUGCCUCCUUCUUCGGAAGCGUUAUUUUGCGUUGCUAAAGGAGCUGAGUUGUUCAUAGAACAUCUAGUAAAGAAUGUCGCAAAACAGUACGGCGAACACAUUGAUUACGAUGAAGUCGCCGAGUAUGUGCAAGAGAAUGAUGAACUGGAAUAUUUGCAUGAUUUUUUCCCUAGGCGAUUGACCUACGAAGUUGCCCUGAAUCACGUGAAAGCUCGAGAGGAGGAGUAA